This is a messenger RNA of Gymnogyps californianus (California condor), 1080 nucleotides long. RefSeq names its product translation initiation factor IF-2-like. The transcript is spliced from 4 exons. The record is from RefSeq and is a predicted model, not a curated record. Lineage: Eukaryota; Metazoa; Chordata; Aves; Accipitriformes; Cathartidae. Bases 1 to 1008 code for a protein of 335 amino acids.
AUGGGCGGCCGCAGCCGGCAGCUCGGCCCGUGGGGCCGGGGGUCCCCGGCAGCUCCCGAUUUCCACCACGGGAUCAGCCCCGGCUCGAACCCUGAGCCGGCGACCGGCCGCGGGGGCUCCGCACGCCCCGUCUCCCAGCCGGGACCCGGGGCAGACGGGGACCCGGCGGGGCUGGGGGUCUCCCGGGGCGGCCGUGACCCCUCCUGCCGCCGGGCUCCCUCCUCCCGGCACAGGCGCCGGCUGGUUUUUUCUCCCCAGCUCUUGCCCGGAGCGGCUGCCGGCAGGACAGACCCCUCCGGCCUGGCGCUGGCUCUGCCGGAGCCGGGGAGAGCUCGGACCGCUCAAAGCGUGCUGUGGCGGGAGCAGAGGCCGCUGCAGGGACCCACGCCGGCUCCUGCAGCCCCGUGGGCGAGACGGCGGAGCCGGCCUGGCCGGGCACGGGCAGCGACGGCCAUCCCGGUGCCAGGUGGCUGUGCCGACGCGUGGGGAAGGCUCAUCCCGGUGCCCGGGCGAGGAGCACAGCCCCGAGGCGGUGAGCGCCGGGGGACACCGGCGGCGAGGACGUGCCCGGUGAGGGACGGACGGACGGAUGGACGGAGGACCCCAGCCACGCCGGGAGCUGCGGAGCCCCCAGGAAGAAGCCGGGCUGCCUGCGCCCAGGCCGACGCUGCCGCCUGCCCCGCUCCUGGCUGGGGACAGCCCUGCCUCGCCCGGCCGGUGACGCCGCGGCUCCAGCUCAGUUGUUUGGGCCCCCGUUUGUUUUGGGUCCCGUUCCAGUUGCCGGUGCCGUCGGUUUGGUCGUGCGGGCUCCUGUCUGUUGCUGCUCCAGCUCGUGGACGGCUCCAGUUCCGUUUGCAGGCCCAGCUCAGCUUUGGUUCCUGUUCCAGCUCGUGGACGGCUCCGGCUCAUUUCCAUGCCCGCUUGCGGAUGGUUCCAGCUCGAGUUUGGCUGCAGCUCCCGCUCCUCGCCACUUCCAGUUGGUCUGCGGCUCCAGCUCGUGCUUGUUAAAACGAUCUUGGCUUUUGGCAAGGUCGUAAAUCAAUCACUGUCUUCACUUGCAUAUGAAUAUUAAAUGUCAUA